Messenger RNA from Chara braunii, 3758 nucleotides. Lineage: Eukaryota; Viridiplantae; Streptophyta; Charophyceae; Charales; Characeae. The record is from the annotation of a GenBank genome assembly.
UCGUUGUUGAUUGUGCACUUUCACCAUGGUGACCACCCGGACUGGGUUUAGUACCACGCCCUACAGCAAGGAGCAAGAAGAGAGAGCUGCAGCCCUUCUGCGUGAAAGGAAGGAAAAGACGGAGAAAAGGGAAUUAAUCAAGCAGGCCAAGAUGCUGGCCCUGCUGGAGGAACAAGAGGCAAAGAAGAGGCAGAUGGAGGAGGAGCUGAAGAAGGAGCAGGAGGAGAAGAUGGCGGCUAUACAAGAGGAGGUGGAGAAAGAAGAAGAAGAGGAGAAAGUAGAGGAAGAAGAGCCAUUGGAGAGAAGCAGAGGGGAAGCGAGCACAAGCAAAGAAAUUGAGAUUGCAAGGAUUGCAGAAGAGUGGGCCGCACAUUUGGAGUUGGGGGAAGAUAGGGAGGCCGAGAUGGCCAUUCCUCAGGAAGAGAGAGAAGCAGCAAGGAGGCAGAUUGAGACGGAAAGGGACCCGAUGAGGAGAAAGGCGAAGGAGGAAGAACAGCAAAUGGCAUGGAGAUACAGUCUGUCCCAAGAGAGUGUAAGACGAUUGGAAGCGGCAGAAAAGGAGGAGAAGGAUCUGAAAGCGGCGGAGACUAGGAUGGGAAAAAUCAGGGAAGAGACGGAGAUAGCUACUAAGCUCAACACCCUGACUCAGAGCGUACAAUCUUUACUAAUUGCACACCACGAACAAGUGCAGUAUAUUCGCAAUUUAGAAGUAAAGGUAGAUGCAAUGCGCGCUGGGUUCAAAGAUUUUGCGAGUGACAUGAUGAAAUACUUAUUGGCCGAAGUCCACAAUGCAAUUAGUAAGACCCGAGAGUUUUGUACUGGCGCCUUCAAGUUAGCGACUCCUAAGGAAGAGGAGCCAGCCCCACCACGCCGUGAGAAAGUCAAGGGACACUUCUUCGAAAAGAAGAAUCAGCAGGGCAUGACUUAUGAUACACUUAGUCGGGAGGCAGUUGCAUUUGCCGCCCAAGCGUCGCCAGUUACCACGUUUUGGCACAAAGAUCUGUCAAAGGGAAAAACGUGGAAGGGACGCACCAUCUCGGGCCAAAUCAAGGCCAAAGAUAGUUUAAUUCUGACAAUGGAGGAAGGCGGUGCUGACGAGGUUCCCUACUCUGACAUCGAGUGGGGACUGGAGGAGGAGAACAGUGGCGCAGGCCAGGGGAGAAACUACGCUGCUGUUGCGGCUGGAGGGAGGCCGCAAGGAGGAGGACAACGGUCCAGCCAGAAUGGUCGGGCCGAGGACAGGGCGGCCAGGGGGUUGGCGGCAACGGCAACCGCCAAGAGGGAGGAAGGGGAGGUCCCCCGCCUAACCAUUCUGGGUCGGAACAACAUCAUGGCACUCUUCAUACGAGAGGAACAUGCGAAAACAGCAGCAGAAUUACAGUUCAGGAACUGUCAUGGUUCGGUUUGCACAAUCAACAAAUGGAAAAAACUGUCUUCCCAGAAGCAGAGUCAGACAUUCGCGGUCUCGUACAAGCAGACACUUUUAAAAGAAAAUUUUUGGGUGCAAUUUGACAAUGUGCAACCGGGGCUGCAUGAACUGCUAGUAGACAGAUUAGAAAGGCAAUAUCCGGCAAACAGAAUCCUGAAAUGGGUGCUCCCCACACCGGAUUUUCUGGCCCCGCACUGUGGAUCCAUGACGACAAUGAUCGAGGUGAAGACAGACAAUCCUCCGAUUUUCCCACAGACCUGGAAAUUCCAGAUUGAAAGCAGAUCAGUGGAAGUCAAAGUGUCCACCAAAUCCUCCCCGAUCUGCUUCCGCUGCAGAGAAAGAGGCCACAUGGGAUCAGACCCGAACUGCCCCAAGUAUCCGAACCAACCGAGAGAACGAAAGCUCCUCCCCAACAUGUUGGUGGAGGUGGAGGAUGCCCCGGGCAUUUGGUUUAUUCCGAACAGCAAUUACAACGGGUGGGUCUUCGAUGACAAUCUGGAGGCUCCGGACUGGGUGUGGCAUUACGCCGAUCAAGAUCCAGAAGUUCAAAAACCCAAUGUUUUCCCCCCGGCUGACAACAGAUGGCAAAAAAGAGCCAUAGGGAAGAUAUCAGGCAACCCGUCGAAAAUCACUACUGACCCACUGAUCGAUUCACGGGUUAUCAAGGAAGAAAAGGAUAGAGAAGACUUGUUAUGGGACCUGGAAGCAGUGAAAGAACAGGCAAUACUUCACUUCAACAAAGACUCGACAGAAUUCAGAAGCAUGCUCUCCAAGAUGGAGCAAACAGCARCUCAUAWCAGAACAGGGGCUCAAAYAGACAACAAAAGGACAAUGGAAAAGGGAAAGACACAAGGGAUUCAGGAAGGGGGCCCAAAGAGGAGGAAGACAGUGGAUGUUCAAGAGGAGGUGGUAACUCUCCCAGCUGACAAAGAAGGAGAGGAGGGGAGAACAAAAUCGGGAGGAACUGGGUCUGAGAAAUCGAGUGAGAGCGGCAAAGGGAAAGGGGACAAUAAGGUAUCGGAAAGUGAAUGGGAUUCCCACAGAUCUCUACAGUGGCUCAGGGACUAUGUAGAGAAGGUGAAGAGGGAGAGGGAACAGGCCUUUGACAUCUGUGCAGCCUGUCUCAAACAUGCAGAAAAAUCUCAGAGAAAUGGCAAGAAAGGGAUGAGCGAAGUUGGGAAAUCAACCAAUCAGUUUGAUGUUCUGAGGAAAGUGAAAGCGGAAGAACUAUCGGAAUACACAACAUUCAGUUAUGUAGAAAAGAAGAGAGCAAGGGAACAGGGAGUGAAAGAUAGAGAUAGAACAACUCCAGAAUCAAAGGAUGAUUUCCAAGAUCUGCGCCCAAAGAAGUGGAAAUCCGGGCAAAAUCAGAAGAAGAGGAACCCGAACAUGACUCAGCCCGAAUUGGAGGAAGAAUCAGCACGCACACAGCUGGAAAAGGAAGCGGCCGUGGUAAUCGCACAAACAGCGAAGCUGAACAAAUUGAAUGAGGAAUACUCGACAGAAUUCACAACAAUCGCACACAUUGCCAGUGACCAGACUCCUUUGGUGGUAGAGACAGCCAAAUCAUCAAGACUGACACUGAUGAACAUCCGCCCCUUGAUUGCUGCAAGAUAUGUAGAAAAAAUUGGGGAGUGGCAGAUUGCAACAGAUGUGUCCUUUCAGAUUCCAUGCUUUGAGGAAGGGCAAAAUGUAGCUACCACACUCCGCGAGAAGAUAUCCACGGAGUAUCCAUUGGGGGUCUAUGAUACCAUGCCAAGCAACCCAGAUCAGGAGGAUGCACUUUCUCAACCAGAACAUGAGGGAGCAACUCAACAUCACUCAGAGCAUGGUAGACACUCACCUCAGGCUUUUUCACCUCUGAUAGUCAAGCUGUCAAACAAAGCAAUUCUGACUUCAGGAAUGAAAUGGAGACCAUGGAGAACAAUUCAAGUUGUACCCUAUAGUGUCUUGGCAGGCUCGAGCCUACCGGCUGAAUUGGCAGCAGUCUCAUUGGCUCAAUUGGUAACUUCAGGUAUGUUGGAGGGAGAUGGGGACUUAGAUGCAAGGGCAUAUCCGGUGGACUGGGAAAGGUUUUAUAGGAGUGACGAAUCCGAGGGGGAGGACCAGGCAUGGCAUUCAGAUGAUGAGAAGGAAGAAGAGGACCAGGAGGAUGCAAUGGACUCAGACAAUGAGGACAGUGAAGAGUUGUUUGUGGUCCCCAGACAGGAGAUGGAUAAGAUGAUUAGUGUAGGACAGCCUACGACUGACUCCCAAGGGGGGGAGGGGCCGUUGGACAUGGACACAGGGGGGGGUGCACCUUCGUAGAGCUUUCAUUAAACUACAAUUA